AAGCGAGUGUCAGAGCUGAGCUGGUUGGGUUGCAGGGCAGAUCCCCUGGGAGCUGCUCUGUCCUAAUCAGCUGUUUUUGCCUCCUUAAAGCCACUUUAACACCUUUAGGCUUUAAGCCUUUACCAUCGAAUUGCUUCGGCGCAUCCUCGCUCGGCUCCAUAUCUGAGCUGCAGCAUGGGUGACCGAAUGCGAAAAAUAUUUACCAACUUUUUUAAACUUAAAAAUAAGGAACCUAAAAGCAGAAGUGUCUUUUCUAUUCCUCUGCAAAAGACAGAGACAGACAUCUCAUCUGCUUCGAACCUGAAAGCUGAAAAACCUGCAGAAGCAAGCGCGAAGAAAGGAAUACUUCGACGCCUCUGCAAAUCAAUUAGGAACCUCUGUCAAUGUAAAAAGAAGAAAUGUUCAGAAAUUGUGCAGGAAGUAAGCAACACAGAGAUGAUCCUCGAGGAAAAGGAGCUACUGAAGGAGAAACCAAUUGAGAUCCUUACAGAGUCUCCAAGUAUUCCUCGUGAUCCUUCCUCAGAUUUUGGAAAUACUUUGAUUCCAAAGAGAGAGAAGGAUGAUGAAGAGAUGCCGCAGAAUGUUGAAGUGAUUCCUGACGGGGAGGAUAUUGCUCAGAAUGUUCCCGCAAAGGAUGAGAAAUCUGCGAGCUUAUAUUUAAGCUGUGUGGAACCACUGAAUUACUACACUGAUCCAAGUUCUCAUUAUGCUAGUGCAAGUGAUCACUAUACUGAUCCGCAUUCCGAGUUCACUGCUCCAAGUUCCAAAUAUACUGAUGCAAGUGAUUACUUCUCUGAUAAGAGUUUAUCUCCUUCUAAGCUGGAACUGGCUAGAAAUUGUUACUGUGAAAUAAUCAGAGAGAUUGAUAGGGCACUAAACCACGUAAAGGUGGACGCAAGGAAUCAGACAACUAUGGCUGAUUUCAAACUACAAUGUGAACUGGGUGCUGGUGCUUUUGGCCAGGUAUAUCGGGCACAACACAGAGAAACCAGGAGAAUUGUAGCCAUCAAGACUCAACCAAAGGCUGCAGUCAAAACUAUAUUUAAAUAUAGAAGCAUUCUUCUGGAGCAGCGCAUCCUUCUUAUGGCAAAGCAAAAGCAGAAUCCUUUUGUUGUCGGUUUAUUCUCCUCCUUCAUAACCAGACAACAUAUCUGCUUCGCUAUGGAUUACGCUGAGGGAGGGGACUUGGAGUCCCAACUGAAACAAGGUGCCAUAUCGCUGGAGAGAACUACGUUCUUCUCCUCCUGCAUUGUCCUCGGGCUGAAGUUCCUACAUGAAACAAGAUUGUUCAUAGAUUUAAAGCCAGAAAACAUCCUUCUGGAUGGCCGAGGAUAUGCCAAAAUAGCAGACUUUGGUCUUAGCAUAGAAGGAAUUGGCUACAGGGACGAGAUCUGGGGCAACUGUGGAACUGUACCAUAUAAGGCUCCAGAAAUUUUCACUGAGUUAAACUACACCAGAUCGGUGGACUGGUGGGCUCUUGGAGUGAUCCUGUACAGAAUGGCUAUUGGCGAGUUUCCUUUCGACGAAACAGACAAGCAGCUCCUGACGGCCCAAAUUAUACAUACAGAGCCGAAAAUUCCUCCAGAUCUGCUUUUAAGUGUCAAGGUCACAUUACAAGGGCUGCUGAAAAAAGAUGCCAAACUUCGCCUCGGGUCACAUAAAAGAAGACGCUAA
Molecule: messenger RNA, 1674 nt
Organism: Xenopus tropicalis (tropical clawed frog)
Lineage: Eukaryota; Metazoa; Chordata; Amphibia; Anura; Pipidae
Product: serine/threonine-protein kinase N1-like
Exons: 15
Coding region: 175-1674 (499 amino acids)
Molecular function (GO): kinase activity; ATP binding; nucleotide binding
Source: RefSeq, a predicted model, not a curated record